Dreissena polymorpha is the source of this 1799-nucleotide messenger RNA. RefSeq lists its product as uncharacterized. The transcript has 3 exons. The record is from RefSeq and is a predicted model, not a curated record. Gene Ontology annotation, molecular function: zinc ion binding. The coding region runs from base 102 to 1799 and encodes 565 amino acids. Lineage: Eukaryota; Metazoa; Mollusca; Bivalvia; Myida; Dreissenidae.
UCCAUCCAAAACGUCGAAUCGCCAUUGUUAUAGACAGCUGAUGCGUAAAUUGUAUUGUGUGUGAUCAAAAUAGCGUGAAAUAAUAUAAAAAUAGAUUCAGAAUGGAUGACCUGAGUGAGAUGACGCUUGAGAGAUUCAGAUUGUGGUCGAUGCAUGCACUUAAAGUGUUUUUAUCGCACAGAAAUAGGAGCGUGAAUGGAACAUUCGACGAGCUUUCAGCAAGAGCGUUCUGUGUGUGGGAAGAAAACCUGCCUGUUAAUGAGAAGGCCGAACAGGCAGAACAGCGUCUCCUGGACGAGUAUAAACGGAAACUUGAAGUUGAAGGUGAGGUUAUCCCAGACCCAUUCGCACUGUCAUCAGGCUGGAAAGGCGAAGGUGCUGGAAUGAGUUUAUGGCCAUCUGUGUAUGUAACGGACAUUGCCAAGUUUUUAAAGUGCUCUACACCCAAUGAAGUGGUGCAUCGUUUGCUGAACGAGUACAAACAGGGAAAAGCCUACAGAUACUUUGAAAAUGGAUGGGUGAAAGAAGUCUACCUUCAUACACUAAAUGAAUCUGGUGACAAAUGUGUACUGAAAACCAAAGUGACUCCAUCAAUGUCCAUUAAUAGUAAACAAUAUGAUGUGUGGGUAGUUGUAAGGAAAAACUCAACAGAUCAACCUGGUGGCGAAUUGUUGUCAGCGUAUUGUAGCUGCACAGCCGGCAUGCAUGGUACAUGCAAUCAUGUCGCUGGACUUUUAUUCCGUGUAGAGCACGCAGUGAAAUCUGGAGAAACUUCAAAGACAGCCACAAGUAAAUUGUCGCAAUGGAAUGUUCCAAAGGCAAAACCAACAAAGAAACCGGUGAAGGCAUCAGAAAUUGUGUGGCGAAAAGGACAUUAUGGUAAAAGUGCGGCCAAUGUGGAAAAUGAAAAAAAAAAACAUGCAAUGAAGAAAUUGUUCACUCCCUUAAACAAGAAGCAAGUAUCUUUUGUUCAGGACCCAAGCCAGUUGAGGAGUGACCUAUACAGUGUAUUGAAAGACGACAUUGGUGACUCAUGCUUUGCGCAGAUGUUUGAGAAGACAAAAGUAACUGUACCGACAAUAUCACUUCCACCGACUUUGAUUGAACUUGCACACAGUUUGAAAUCAAGUGGUGACAACAUCACACCUGAGCUUUUUUUAACAAAAUUAGCUAUGACAGAAGAGAUGCGUGCUAGUAUAAGUCAGGCUACAGUAGAUCAGUCACACUCUGAGACAUGGAAAAGCCAAAGGAAAGGCAGGUUGACUGCCAGUUUAUUUCAAAGAGUGAGCAGUCGAGUGAAAACUCUUCAACAAAAUGAAGCUGCAGACCCAACAGCGCUUGUCAGUACCAUCAUGGGUGAAACAGAUGUAAGGCCAACAAAUGCAAUGAAACAUGGGCUAGCGCUUGAACCUGAAGCAAAACGAUGCUACACAAAAACUGCAAAGAAAAAGCACCUGAAGUUGAAAACCAAGGAGUCGGGUCUUUCAGUGUACAUCAAGAAGCCUUAUAUAGCUGCAAGUGCUGACCUUGAAGUUGAGUGCCAGUGCUGUGGGCAAGGAAUUUGCGAGAUAAAAUGCCCAGACAGCAUUAAAGACCAAGUACCGACUGUUGAAAACGUGAAAAAAUGUGAAGGAAGCAAGGACACCAACGAAGAUCCCAACAUUGGACCAGCAAACUGCCCGUCGAGCUCUGAUGCCAGUCACAUUGCCAAAUGGAAGCAAAAAACCAAUCCCACCAAAAAAGAGGAAGAAGCAAGCAGCAAAAUUGCCGGUGUAUUUGUGCGGCUACUGUGGACUUGA